UCCGUUUCAAUCCUUCUCCGCCUGCUGUUCAUAGACGCUCCUGGGAGGAACUGCGCCAAGCGAAGAAAGCAAAGCCAAGAACAUGGGAAGCAGACUCGGGAGAAGAGUUAUUCACUUCGCUAAUCUUCCAAUCAAGCUUCUUAUGCCAACCUCCUUCACCAACAUCACUGAAAUUGCUCUCAAAACCAUUCCUUCAGCUUCCAAAAUCGAAAUCAAACGCGUCCUUGAGAGCCUCUACGGCUUUGAGGUCGAUAAAGUUCGUACUCUCAACAUGGACGGGAAGAAAAAGAAGCGCGGAGGUCUUUUGAUCGCAAAGCCUGAUUACAAGAAGGCUUAUGUUACUCUCAGGAAUCCCUUAUCAAUCUCUCCGGACGUGUAUCCGAUCCGGAUUAUUGAGGAGGACAAGAGGAAUAUGAAUAAACAGUCUAAGUUCAGCAUUGUUGAGGAAGGCGAGGCCAAGAGGCAUUGGCUACAUGAGAAGGAGCCUGUGGAAUUCAAAUCUUACAAGGGUUUUGCUAAUAGAGGCCGCCGACAAACUGGCAGUGCUGAAACUAUUGAACCAUCGACUAAGUUUCCUUGGAGUAGCAUGAGGUCUGGUAGGUAGUGUGAAGAAACGUAUCCCAGUUACUUCUUAAUUGUGAUCUGUUUUGGAUUUUCUUCUUCUUCUAAACGAUAAUAGUGUAAUAGGUUGAUGAGCUUAAUGAUAAAUGUUUGAUUUUCUAAUUAUGAAAUGAACUUGUUGGCCCUCUUAUGGGUUGUUUUGCAGGAGGAAGUUCUGUUCUGUUGCUUGAAUCAAUAAAUACAUUAGAGUUGCAUUUGUAUUA
Molecule: messenger RNA, 824 nt
Organism: Cucurbita pepo subsp. pepo (vegetable marrow)
Lineage: Eukaryota; Viridiplantae; Streptophyta; Magnoliopsida; Cucurbitales; Cucurbitaceae
Product: Ribosomal protein L23/L15e family protein
Biological process (GO): mitochondrial translation
Cellular component (GO): mitochondrial large ribosomal subunit; ribosome
Molecular function (GO): structural constituent of ribosome
Source: RefSeq, a predicted model, not a curated record